AUGGCCCAGGUGUUGAGCCAACGCGUGCCACUGGAAGAGGGGAGAAGCGUCCAGCUUUCGCUUCCAGACUGGCUGGAUGAAGUGCCGCAAAGUAGCGGCGUCACCAUCAGUGCGGAGCGUCGCACCGGGGUGAAUCGUGCACUGCGGCACUUGAGCAACAAGUUGCCCGGGUGCUGCUGGACCGUGGGACAGACCCGGGAG
Molecule: messenger RNA, 201 nt
Organism: Symbiodinium sp. CCMP2456
Lineage: Eukaryota; Dinophyceae; Suessiales; Symbiodiniaceae
Source: the annotation of a GenBank genome assembly